GAUAGACAAACACAUCAUACUACAGUUCAUAUACUUAGAUAGAUACUUAGUUGACCUUUGUCAAAAACUACCUACCUAGCUAUUAUGUCAUUCGCCAUGCUUCCUGCUGAGCUUCGAAGCUUGAUCUGGGAAUUUGCACUCCCUAAACCAAGGUUCCACCUCAUCAAAUCAAACAAGAUGACAACGAAGAAAAAUAUUCCUGUUCUCUUUCAGAUAAAUCAAGAAUCUCGCGAAUUUGCUUUGAAGCAUAUGCCACUUAUUUUCGAUGGUACUAAUCUUGCUGGUUGUGACGAUUAUCAUUUCAAUUAUUUCAAUCCAAGGAUUGAUACACUCUGUCUUUAUGAUACCUCUGACAAUUUCAAAUUCUUCAUGGGCCCUUGGUAUUGGCAUGGUAUUCCUGAAAUUGCACCCAUAAAAGAAUGCGACAUGGUCAAAUCCAUUGAAAUAAAACAGAAGAACGGAUUUAGAUUGCCGCUGGUCUCUAAAACGGGAUACUUUCAAAACCUCGAAAGACUGGUCGUACGCUUUCAAGAAUCUUUUCAAUUGAAUACUCGAUUGAACGUCGGGGGCCCAGCUGAGCAUGCAAACAGGAUAGUAGACUUAGUGGUCCAGGAUUCCCGACCUUACUACGCAUUUUUUCGGCGACAGGUAGCGGAUGGAAAGAUAGCUGUGAUGCCAGAUAUUGUUUUCAUCCUCACACGAUCCGAUGUUCGUUUCAUUUUGUCUGCUGGGGUAUCAACCCUCGAGUUUUCUGGAACUCGGACCGUCAUGAACAAGGCUGUUAAGGAACUGUUCGACUAGAGAAUAUCAAAUCAAUCUUGAAAAUUUGCAAUUGAAGAGAGCAACUUGUAUUCUUAGACAUUACGCCCCCCCCCCCCUUUCAAAAAAAAAAAAAAAACAGAAAGUAAAUUUGAAAAUUGAUAGGUUCCUCUAUUCAAGGUUCAAAUCAGCAGAUAUCGAUAGAUCAGAAGAAGCCGAUCAGAAUGACGAUUUCUUAGAAGCAACAUAAAUAACCAUACAUUAAUUAUAAGCACCA
This is a messenger RNA of Botrytis cinerea B05.10, 1036 nucleotides long. RefSeq lists its product as hypothetical. The record is from RefSeq and is a predicted model, not a curated record. Lineage: Eukaryota; Fungi; Ascomycota; Leotiomycetes; Helotiales; Sclerotiniaceae. The transcript has a single exon. Bases 85 to 801 code for a protein of 238 amino acids.